Messenger RNA from Oikopleura dioica, 1035 nucleotides. NCBI's taxonomy places the organism in Eukaryota, Metazoa, Chordata, Appendicularia, Copelata, Oikopleuridae. The record is from the annotation of a GenBank genome assembly.
AUGAUGAAAUACGCCAGAAGCUUCCAGCCCGAGUAUGUUCUCUCCAUCGGCGAUCAUUUCUACUUCAACGGAGUCGUCGACGAGCACGAUUUGCGCUGGAAAAAGACGUUCGAAGAAGUCUACGACUCGGAAGAACUGAUGGUUCCGUGGUACCCAGCUAUGGGAAAUCAUGACUGGAAUGUCCUCCCGCCACAGGUUGGGGAUGAUGAUUUGCCAAGAAGAGGAAAUGGCUGGGCCCAGAUCAAAUAUGGCCAGGAUGAGCUUGGAACAAAACGAUGGACUCACCCUGACCCGUUUUUCACGACUGAAUACACGACUGAAGAUGGCGUUGUCGUCAAAACGAUCAUGAUCGACACACCGAUGUUCAGUGGUGUCUACACUGGUGGUCGACCGAAACCAAAUACGGAUUCGGACGGAAAUAAAUGCAAUGUGUACGACUUGGAUCCAAAAUGCGUCAAUAACAUCGCCCCUGUCGAUCCGAAAAUCGCCGCUUGGGCUUGGGAAUGGAUCGAAAAGGAGCUCGAAAACUCUAAUAAUGCUGAUUAUCUCUUUGUCGCCGGACACUAUCAAGUCGUUGAUACAGAGGGAAUCUACGAUUAUGAAAUCUUCAGAAAACUCGAGCCGCUGAUGGAGCAGUUCAACGUCACUGCUUAUUUCCAGGGCCAUCGACAUACGAUGGAACAUGCACAGAGAUCGCCAAAAUUGCAGCCUGAGAACGAAACAAUUACGAAUAAUGUCCAUUAUUUCACAUUUGGAGCAGGAGCCUUGUUAGAUACAGGAGCCGAGAUGGCGUAUGUUCUUACUGGAGAGAUUCGCCCAGAAGUAGCGUGCCAUCCGCGGAAUGAGCCGAACGAUUUCGACAACGGCAGCGCUAUUUGCCAUAAAUACUGGUUCACGAAAAAAUACGCUGGAGGAUUUGGUGCUGUUAAUAUCACAAAAGAUCGCGCCCUAGUCUCCAUGAUCAGCUCCGAAGUCGAUAAUUUGACAGAUGCUUACAAAGUCGAAUAUUCUUUUGACAUAAAGCCACGAAAAUAA